Vidua macroura (Pin-tailed whydah) is the source of this 2342-nucleotide messenger RNA. It is a transcript of the gene IFT38, whose product is annotated as clusterin associated protein 1. The record is from RefSeq and is a predicted model, not a curated record. NCBI's taxonomy places the organism in Eukaryota, Metazoa, Chordata, Aves, Passeriformes, Viduidae. The coding region runs from base 283 to 1533 and encodes 416 amino acids. Gene Ontology annotation, biological process: cilium assembly. Gene Ontology annotation, cellular component: intraciliary transport particle B; cilium; centrosome. The transcript has 11 exons.
GUGCCCACCCCCUUUUUUGAGAAAUUUAAAAAACCCUUGCAAGGCGUGCUUGGGGCUGUUUUUGCUUGUGCUCUCCUGCAGCAUUCUUCUCCUGUUUUCCUUCCCUGGCCUCUCCCAAUAAAUUUGCUGGACUUUGCACGGCAGAAGAGCCUCCCCUGCCUCCUUUACUCGGUCCUUGUCGCUUCUCCAGGCGUCUCUGCUGCUGGGCAGGUGGCUCAGAGGUUCUGGCUCAGGCAGGACCCCAGCCUGGCCUGUUCCCCACUCUGCUGCUGGCCCCGGGACAUGGCAGAGCUAGCCAGGGCUCCGGAGGACAGUGGCACUGAAGCGAUACGCGGAAUAAAUAAACAGACUCCACAACCUCGGGUAGUUAUGAAGUGGGUAUGUAUGUCAGUGCCUGGCACAGAUUUUACUGAGAUGAUGAGGGCGCUGGGGUAUCCUCGACUCAUAUCCAUGGAGAAUUUCCACACCCCAAACUUCAUGCUUGUGUCAGAAGUGCUGCUGUGGCUGGUGAAAAGGUAUGAUCCUCAGAGUGACAUUCCCGGGGAUGUGGAGACAGAGCAGGACCGGGUUUUCUUCAUUAAGGCCGUGGCUCAGUUCAUGGCCACCAAGGCUCACAUCAAGCUGAACACCAAGAAGCUGUACCAGGCCGAUGGACACGCCGUGAAGGAGCUGCUCAAGGUCACCUCGGUGCUCUAUGGGGCCAUGAACACGCAGGGAGGGGAGCGUGCAGACCUCCCCGAGGAGGACAGCACCAAGUUCAAGUUUGAUCUGGGCUCAAAAAUUGCUGACUUGAAGGCAGCUAGACAGCUUGCUUCUGAAAUCACCUCCAAAGGAGCAGUCCUGUAUGACUUACUUGGCAAAGAGGUGGAACUGAGGGAAGCAAGGACAGAAUCUAUUGGCAGACCUUUGGAGAUAAAUGAGGCUGAGAAGGUGAUGAAAAUUGCCAUCAACAGCGUUCUGGAAGAAGUCCAAAAGACCAAAGACAUGUUGAAUAAUGUGGCUUUGGAUGAAGCCAAUUUGGAAGCCAAGAUUGAAAAACGAAAAUUGGAACUGGAAAGAAGCCAGAAGAGGCUGCAGACUCUGCAGAGUGUUCGCCCUGCUUUCAUGGAUGAGUAUGAGAAGAUUGAGGAGCAGCUGCAGAAGCAGUACAGCACUUACCUAGAAAAGUUCCGAAAUCUGACCUACAUGGAGCAGCUCCUGGAUGAUCAUCGACGGACAGAGCAGGAAAUGUUUGAGGAAGCAGCCAACAUGCUACGUCUGAUCCAGAACAGGCUGAAGGAGGAGGAGCAGCACCUGCUGAAGAGUGGAAGUAAUGAUGACUCUGACAUAGAAAUCCAGGAGGAUGAAGGAUCUGACAGCGAGAGGGAUUUGCAGAUCACGAGGCACCGCAUCAGCACAGAAACUCUCCUGCCAGGUCCAUCUUUUCAAGUCACUUGGACCAGAGUCCUGAAUGAGUGGCAUCAUGAGGACCUUUCCCCUCCCGGAGGUGGCAGACUGGGACACACUGUGCUGGUGACAAGGCAGUGCUGCUGAAUGAAGCUGAAAUAGCCCAUCCCUGUGGAGCUGUGCUUGAAAAUCACCUUCUAUUCCACACUGCCAGGGUGUUUCAGCUCCUGUGAACCGUUCCCCCCCGUGCUGUAGCUCAUUUCCUUUUGUAACAUUGGUGUUAAGGGCUGGUUUUGUCCUGCCCAGACCUCAGAGACCAUUUCACUACUGAGACAGGAACAACUUCAGCCCCAUUUGAUCUUUAAUGUAAGAAGACAGCUUUAUAAAACCCUGUUUUUUUAGCAGACAAUCAGUCCAAAGUCACACAGUGAGAGCCGCUCUCUUGGAGUCCCUUUCCUUGCAGAGCUGGUGGAUCAGGGUGUUAAUGAUGUGCUGGCAGAGAGGGCACUUGCUGCUGAGUGCCUGUGGCACCCUGCAGGCUGGGGGAAGGUUGCAGAGCCUGAAUUAUCCCUCAUUUUUUUUCAGUUUUUUUGGGAAAAGGAUAGUUUUGCCAUGCAAAUCUUCUCAGGUGAGCCUCCACACUUCUGAUUGCAACCCUUCCAUACUGCAGGCAGGUUGAAAAGCAGGGAAAGUCCUGUUCUCAGUGGGAAUUGUCACUCUGCGUGUGGAAUUUCUCUCUCCAGCUUGUGGCCAUGUUCAGAUUUCUGCUAUGGAAUUUCUAGAAUGUUUUCCUUCCCUCUCAACCUCCCCCAGGUGUGGGCCAUCCCAACAUCAGACCUAGUGAAGAAGGAGGAGAGGCUGUAGGUCUGAAAUGGUAGGAACAGCUCCCUCACCUCCAAGCAGAUUUCUUUUUCAUGGAGGUGUAAGAAACAAACUGAAGUGUGCUCCCCCAUGCA